UCAGGCCACUUAGGGGAGGUGCUUGGCGAGGCUGGGAGCCCGGCUAGAAGCGCCCGGGAGCGAAUUAACUGGAAAUUAGCUAGAGUGGGCGCGGCGCCUUCAUCCCGCCUUCCCCUGCGGUCAAAGUGACCGCAGUGCCCAGGCGAGUCGCCGGCUGGGACAGGUUCGCUGCUGCAGCACGACUACUCGCACUCACACUGCCAUGCGCUGGCUUUUCAGUCCGUCGCCUCUGAAAGGGAGUUGAGUUCCCGCACCCUUGUAGAUUCCAGACCAAAAUUGAAAAAAUGGUUGACCUCACUGAACUAAUGGAAAAUGAAGUAUUCAUGGCCUUUGCUUCCUAUGCAACGAUUAUUCUUUCAAAAAUGAUGCUUAUGAGCACGGCAACCGCAUUCUAUAGAUUGACAAGAAAGGUUUUUGUCAACCCAGAAGACUGUGCCAGCUUUGGCAAGGGAGAAAAUGCCAAGAAGUAUCUUCGGACAGAUGACAGAGUGGAACGUGUACGGAGAGCUCACCUGAAUGACCUUGAAAAUAUUGUGCCAUUUCUUGGUAUUGGCCUUCUGUACUCCUUGAGUGGUCCAGAUCUCUCUACGGCCAUCCUACACUUCAGACUCUUUGUUGGAGCACGGAUUUACCACACGAUCGCAUAUUUGACACCCCUUCCCCAGCCAAAUCGUGCUUUGGCUUUCUUUGUUGGGUAUGGAGUUACUUUUUCCAUGGCUUACAGGUUGCUGAAAAGCAGAUUGUAUUUAUAAGGAGAAUCAUACAACUCAUCCAAUUAUUUUCUAAGAAUUCUGUACUUCCAAUUUAAAAUGAAUGCCUUUUUUAGAUUCUAAGUGGGAGGGGAGCAGAAAAAUUAAGACGGGGCAAACAGUCUGAAUAUGAACGUCACCAAUAUCCUGUAUCCUUGUGUUAUAAUUGUACUCAGAAUUUCACAUAAUGCUGAAGUCUUUUGACUUCUUCUUUAUGUGCCUUGUUGUAAAUUCUGAUUCUAAUUUGUAACAUUCAUUCAACAUUUAGUAUUUGAAAUCUACACAAAGGGUGAGUGUGUAUGUGAUCAACCUAUAUUGCAAUGUUGUUGAAUUGGAAAUAUGAAAUAAAGGAUUUAAAGAAGAG
Ailuropoda melanoleuca (giant panda) is the source of this 1113-nucleotide messenger RNA. It is a transcript of the gene MGST1, whose product is annotated as microsomal glutathione S-transferase 1. NCBI's taxonomy places the organism in Eukaryota, Metazoa, Chordata, Mammalia, Carnivora, Ursidae. Bases 285 to 752 code for a protein of 155 amino acids. Gene Ontology annotation, molecular function: glutathione transferase activity. The transcript has 5 exons. Gene Ontology annotation, cellular component: membrane; mitochondrion. The record is from RefSeq and is a predicted model, not a curated record.